Molecule: messenger RNA, 708 nt
Organism: Prorocentrum cordatum
Lineage: Eukaryota; Dinophyceae; Prorocentrales; Prorocentraceae
Source: the annotation of a GenBank genome assembly
GGAAGAGGAGGAGGAGGAGGAGGAGGAGGCGCACAAGCAGAAGCGGGCGAUGGCCAAGCACGGAUCCGAACUCCUGCGCAAGAGCCGCCUCACGACGGCUGCGCGGCAGUUGGACUGGCGAAGCCGAGACUGGUUGACCCGAGCUCGUGGGCGGGGGGGCUCGCGAUCUCACGCCUCGAGGACCUCUGCUGCGAACUCAGGCGGUGGGAGAACAUGGCUGACAAGGAGAAGGGCCGCCUUAGGACUACCGGCGACAGGGCGGCGAGGGCGCAGCUAAGGCGCCAGGACAGGCUGCUCUCUCUCCCCGACGGGCCUGAGUCCCAGAGCAUCACGCGGGAGGGGGUCAACGACGCGCCCGGCCGCCAGAACGCGAAGACCUCCACGGUCUUCGGCUACAAACGCCCGCGCAUGAUCACGGGGCGCGUCGACCCGAUCGCCGUGGACGUCGAGUUGCUCGACGCGGCCGUCGAGCUCGAUGAGGCUUUCCUGAUGAUCUCCAACGCGAACAACGGGGCUGUCCUCGUUGACUGCAUCGCAGCGAAGCUGUCCUCGACGGCGCAGAUGGUGAAGCGCCAAAUUCGCGAGGAGCUGUCGAUGUCUAAAUGCCGGGGCAUCACGUGGGAGGGGAUCAACGACGCGCCCAGCCGCCAGAACGUGAAGAUCUCCACGGGCAAGCUGGGGCGAGACGACCCCGCUGCUACCAGUUAA